This is a messenger RNA of Clupea harengus (Atlantic herring), 5244 nucleotides long. RefSeq names its product pogo transposable element derived with ZNF domain a (gene pogza). Lineage: Eukaryota; Metazoa; Chordata; Actinopteri; Clupeiformes; Clupeidae. The record is from RefSeq and is a predicted model, not a curated record. Gene Ontology annotation, biological process: regulation of DNA-templated transcription. Gene Ontology annotation, molecular function: RNA polymerase II cis-regulatory region sequence-specific DNA binding; DNA-binding transcription factor activity, RNA polymerase II-specific.
GAAAAUCGUUCAUCUCGAGGUUCAGAGCAUUGUUUUUCGCUACAUGGCUACGCAAGGGAACCCAGUUGCCCUGUUGCAAAAAAUAAUCCACGCUACAGUGUAACCAACCCAGGAAUCCACAUGUAUCAACGCUCCAUAGAGGGAGGAGCUGGCCCAGAGAACGCGAGUUUGGGUGACAAGUUAGCUACUGAGCUAGUUAGCAUAGGAACAGGUCUGCCGGAAACCAUGUCUGAGUCCUCUGAACUUUUGAUGCAGUGUGAUGAGGAGGACCUUGACCCAUGGCAACAGGUCGAUGAUGAUGCCAGGAGUGAAAGGAAUAAAUUAAAUGCCAGUAAAACCACUAAAUCACCAUCAAUCGUGUCGCCUGCAGCAUCAUCUGCAGCACAAGUGCCAACAGAGGGCAAGAAUGCUGCCUUGCCCAUUGUCAGUGCCACAGCUGUUCCUAUUGGCCAGACGUUAGUGCCUCAGAUUCUGCAACCGCUCCAAGUGGCAUCUAAUAUCACAUCAGGUGUUGGCACACCAGGCCAGCCUAUCUAUAUCACCUCAUCGACUCUUCCCGUAUCGAACUCAAUUGGUACAACUAUGGGGCAGACGAUUGGGUUCAUCUUGAAUGGUCAAACCUAUCUGACUGCUGGAACAAGCCACCAGUUGAUCGCGCCCAAGCCACCAGCACAGACCCCAAUGCAGGUGCCAGUAACUCUCACCAUCACAGGGCCAUCAGGGAUACAGACUGUCAGUGCCCUGGCCACAGCUGGUGUCCACCAACUCAACCUUACCGACUCAGACGUUACCCCGACAUCCUCGGCUGUCAUGCCAACUAGUAUGGCCACUGUGUCAGUAGCUCCUCUUGGUGUUUCCAGUCAGCAGUACACCGCUCCUGCGCCUGUGCUAAGUCCUAGUCUACAUACAUUCCCUGUUGCCUUGGCAAACGGCUCAACUACGGUUAGUGCACGGAGCACCGCCCCUCCUGGUCCCCUGGCUCCGCCCUCUCCUGCAGCUCCGAGCACCAGUACCUUUCAGCUUAGAGUACCUUCAAGUCACUCCAAAGCAGCACAGUCUUGUGCACGGUGCAGAUCCCCAUAUAAGAUGGUUGCCUCUCUGCGUGGGUACAUGUGUAUGUGUAACAAGGUCCUCAUGAAGGCCAUACAAGACCUCGAGCCCACGAAGAAGAAGGACAAACGCUACACUAACCCCUCACACCAAAGGUUUGUGGGCUCUUCCUCCAAAUCCUCUAAAAGACCUCCGGCCCAAUCACUCUCUUCCAGGAUCUCCCAGAGCUCCUCGGAUGAGGAGGAGGAGGAGGAGGAGGAGGAAGAAGAUGAUUAUGAAGAAGAAGAAGAAAAGGGCAGAUCCAUGCCUCAAGAAGAAAAGACGGGGGGUAAACUGAUCAUGCUGGUGGAGGAUUUCUAUUAUGGCUUGGACCGUGGUACAGACUUGGAGAAGAAGCAGCCAGAGGAUGCUGUGAUGUUCAAGUGCCACCUGUGCGAGAAGAAGCUCAAGAAUAAUCUGAAGAUGAUGGUCCACACAAAACAUCAUGUAGAGUCGGACCAGAAGUAUGAAGCAGAGUCCCAGACCACCUGCCAGCACUGUUUCCGGAACUUUCCCUCGCCUCUGAGCCUGCAGUCGCAUGUGGAGAGAGUGCAUAGCCAAGCAGAGUCUUCCACUAAGUGUAGGAUCUGUGAGUUGGCCUAUGAGAACGAGCCAAUCUUCCUGCAACACAUGAAGAAUUCUCACAAACCCGGAGAGAUGCCAUAUGUCUGCCAAGUAUGUGGAUUUCGUUCCUCUUUCUACCUGGAUGUCAUCUUCCACUUCCGCGAUACCCAUAGCAACACGACCCACUUGCUCUGCCCCUACUGCUUGAAGGUGUUCCGCUCCAGCAGUAACUAUCAGCUGCACUACAGCCGCCACCAGAAAAAGUCUGUGUUGCAUUGUGAUAAAUGCCGGUUGCAGUUCCUCUUCGUGAAGGAUAAGGCUGAGCACAAGCACAUGUACCACAACACGCACCGCAAGCCGCUUCAACUUGAGGGGCUGAAGCCUGGUACCAGGGUGACAAUCCGCACUUAUGCUGCCCUGUCGCCAGCAUCAAUCAGUGGUGGCGGUGUGUCUCGGGUGAUCGAGGUGCCAUCAAUGCCCCCUCUAAUUGAGCCAUGGCCCGCCAGACAGCCUACACCCACCCGCUCUAACACCCCCACGUCCCACAUCCCAGAACCCCGUACGCCAACCCGAGCAAAUGCUGCCAACUCCAAGUUUGGCCACAUGUCCCCUCCCAGUAACAUCAGCCCAGCCCCCCUUCUAACUCCCCUUCCCAGUCCCGUUCCCAUCCUUCCCAGGAAGGUCCCCAGUGUGAGUCUGCAGGACGUGAUGACUAAGUUCGAGCAGCAGAAGCCCACAUUGGAAAAGGGUAGCUGCGUGGAAUGCACCUUUGAGAUUCCAAACUAUAGCCAGCAUUACCCCACCUAUGUGCACUGCUCAAUCUGCCGCUACAGCACCUGCUGUUCCCGCUCCUACGCCAACCACAUGAUCAACAACCACGUUUCUCGCAAGACUGGAAAAUUAAGCAAGUACCUGUCCAUGUUUAGGCCAUGUCCAAGGGAUCUAUCAUUGAACUGCCUGUCCUGUCAUUUUACCACUAAAGUGGGUGACAUGAUGGCCAACCAUCUGGUGGAGUAUCCUGAACAUUGUGGAGGCACCUACAAAGCUAGGGAUGGAUUCUCAACAGGAUACAAAAGGUUUGUCAUCAUACCAAAUGAUGUGCUUCGGGAAGGAGAGACGGUUAGUCUUGAUCGGCAGAACAAUCCCUUUGUCCAACUGGGGGCGGAUAGUUCUGAAAGUGCCCAGCCAGCCAAUCACAGCUCUCUUGCCAUCAAAAAGCCUGGAAAGACCAAGAAGCCAGCCAAUGAGGUGGAAGUCCCUGAGAAGUCUCUUUCUGUGGAGCAGUUGAAGAUUGUGCUGUUUGCCCUGUGCUGCGGAGUACCCCAGGCUGCUGCACAGUUCCAAACCCAGCCGGCACUCAUUCAAGCCUGGCUAAUUGCCCGCAAGAGUCAGGGGCCAAGCAAGGGCCGUCGCGGGCUUGGGCCCAGAGCAGCUGACCGGCUGUCUGAGUGGGUUCUGGUGCAGCGGGAACAGCAGCUUCCUGUGAACGAAGAGAAACUGUUCCAGAAGGUGAAGGAGUGUGUGGGUGGUAGUGACCCAGGGUUGUCCCAUGACUGGGCGGUGGACUUCCUGCUGCAGCAUGAGCUGGGCGUGCAGACGGUCGGCACGGCAGGGCGUGUGCUUCCGCAGAGUGUGGAGGAAGGUGUGCGCUCAUUCACACGCUUCAUAAAGAAGCAGGUCGGUGCCCAGGGCUUUGGGCUUGGUAGUGUUGGAGCUGUAGAUGAGCUGGCUGUGUUUAUUGAUCUGGAACAGUUGGACCAGGCUUCGUCCCUUGCUUCUGUGUUUCAACUGUCGGACCCUGGUGAGCCUAUAAUGGAGGUGGUCUUGUCAGCGAUGGCCGAUGGAACGUUACUCCCUGCAAUGGUGUUCCUGACGGGUAACCCACCAUCUUGCAUGGCAGCUGUUCCUGCCUCCGUCUUUCUCGAGGCUCGACCAGAAGGUUUCUCAGACGAGGACCGUCUGCAGCUGUGGCUUUCCAAGGUGUGGCGCCCGUACAUCAACCCCAGCGCGGGGGGAAAGGGCCUACUGGUGAUGGAUCCCUACCGAGGGCACCUGGCUGAUGACUUCCUGGCUUCACUGAACAGUGCCAACACUCUGCCAGCCGUGGUGCCCAAGGCCUGCUCCUGCUGCCUGCAGCCUCUGGAGGCGUGCACCGGCCCGGUGCUCAGAGAGUUCCUGCAGGCCUGCUGGAGUGAACAAGUGGCCACCGCUCCCGAGAGCCUCAUAGGGGCGCAGCCGGACGAGUUGGCUCUUCUGGUGAUUGGAUGGUUGGCGCAGUUGCUUCAGGUGCUGGGGGCUCGUCCAGAGCUGCUGCAGCGGUCUUUUAAAAUGGCGGCGGAACCUUUGGAGACACAGGCUGGGGAAGGGCCCAUGGGUCUGGUGCAAGAGUUGACCAGGGCGCUCCUCCAGUCCACUCCGCAGGAGACUGAGGGCGAAGGGGAAGAUGAUCAAGCAGCCACGCCUGGAUCCUGGCCAUCGCCUUCCAGCCGACAGAAGCUCAAACAGGUGUUUGAGAAAGACAGCGACCUGGAAUCUUUCCAUGGCUUCGAGGAGGCAGACAUGGGAAAAUAAGGCAGACAGGCUAGCUCACCGAACAAAGCCUGUGAACAGUGGUAACAUUAAUUGUAGAAGUAGACAAGGGGGUAAUCAUCGGGUGCUGUGAAUCAUGGUUAGCCAGACCUUUUUGGUUCAAAGAGCUUAAAUGGUAUGAGUUGAGCAAAAUAUCUGCCUUCAUAAUGGGGUUUGAUUGCACCUUUUGAUGUUUCAGACUAUGGAGCCUCCAUAUUCACUCAAACUGCUUUAACUACUGAAGAUAGGACAUAGAGAUAUAAAGCCUUCAAAUGUAAAUUGUUCUCGCCUUAUGCUUUAUCUGUAAAUCAAGAAUUUCCUUUCACCGGAUUUUGUAUUGACACUAUACGUUUUUGUAUCUUUUUUGUCCUUGUUCCUGUCAAAAAGAAUUUGUUAUUUAGAUCACUUUAAAGAUAUCCUGACACAAAGAAUGGGCAUUAAAGGCUUGGAGGGGAAUUUGCCUCAAGUCCUUUUGGGUUCAGUUUGUGCUAGUUUUCUUCCAGACUGUAAUAACAUACUGUAGGAACUGAGAUGUGUAAACUGAAAAUAUAUUUUUUAUAUCUCAUCACAAUCCUAAAAUUGAGCUGUAUAUUUUUGUAUAUUCACUGUUCAGGCCAAGCUAUAGAUUCUGGUGCGUCUUCCACAGGAACAGACAUUGACUAGCUUUUACAAGCACAGUUGGCCACAAAGCUGCUUUUAAAGAUGUAUUUCAAUGGAACUAAUCAAUGAAACUUCAAACCAACAUCAAACCAAGAACAUGCCUUGUAUGAUCAUGUCAACUCUGAAAGGGGUUAAUGUAUCGAGUAUGCGCUAUAGAUUCAGUCCGAUUCCCUGUAGUGUUUCACUUGUACCCUACAUGAUUAGGAUGUGUACAAGUUUACGUUGAAACACAUCUAUGCAUUUUAUUAUUAUUGGGAAUGUAGAGAUAAAGCUCUGAUUACUAUUCUGAUUAAAUGUUAUCUGACCUAAGUUGUUGGUCAAAUCUAAUUGUUAGAACAAUAAUAAAGCCUUUUUUGUGUUGUA